AUGGUUGUGGAGACACAAGUAGCUGAUGAUGGUGUGACUACACCACAUGGAGGACAAGAGUGGAGGCAAUGCAAGAAUUUCAUUGAAGAUUUUUCCGUCACUACCAAUGGUAUGGGACCGCCAGAAAAGGCUCUGGCAGCAGCCAAGGCAGCUGUUGAAAGCAUCGACCAUUAUCCCCCCGCCAACUUCGAGCCCCACCUCUCACACCUUGCCGAGUUUCUAUGGGGCGAGGAAGCCGACCUGUACAAGAAUUGUUUGCAGCUGGGCAACGGGGCGUCGGAGCUGAUCGACCUCGUCGUCCGCUCUUGUGCUGUUGUUGGAGCAUGGCGUCCUGGCCCGACCAUGGCUCAGUACGAGGAGUACAAGCGAUCGUCAGAGGCGGCUGGAUUUUAUCGUGUUGCGGCCAAUGACAACUCUGCGAACCUUCUGUGCAUGGUGAACCCAACGAAUCCAACGGGAGACUACAUGAAGGUCGAAGAGCUCAAGGCUUACAUCGAGAACAACUGCAAGGCUGGUUCGGUUGUCAUCGUGGACGAGAGCAUGCAGCCAUGGGUGGGGCCACACUGGAGGGAAGAUAGUCUCGUCAGCCAAGGCAAGUGGAGGCAGGCGAUGAGCAUCGAGAAGGGCGUCGAGGUGUUCGUCAUGCACAGCUGGACUAAGAUCUGGGCAUGCACGGGGGUGCGCCUGGGGAGCGUGAUUGCUCCAACAGCGGGGCACAUGGAAAUGAUCAAAGCGAAGCAAGUUCCUUGGUCUGUCAACUGCGUUGCCCUAGCGUUUCUCUCUGCUGCUGUCAAGGACCAGGAAUACCUCGAGACCACCUGGAGGAACACCGCCUUGUGGCGCAAGAAUGUGGUGAAGGAGCUGAAUAAGUACUUCCCUUCAUGGCAGUGCAUCGGCGAGCCCUUCCUUUCAUGGGUCUGGAUCGACACCGGGGAUGAGCUUGUUGCUGCCAAGGCUGUGGAAGUCGCGAAGCAGCAUGGCACUCCUGUGCGAUGGGGAAAGCCAGGCUACAAGCUCCCCACCUACGUGCGAAUCGCAGUGAGGGAUGAGGAGACGACAGAGUAUCUCAUCGACGCGUGGAAGGAGGCCUUCCUCGGUGACGAGCGAAGAAGCAGAGCGGUUUAG
Messenger RNA from Guillardia theta CCMP2712, 1125 nucleotides. RefSeq lists its product as hypothetical. The record is from RefSeq and is a predicted model, not a curated record. Gene Ontology annotation, biological process: biosynthetic process. NCBI's taxonomy places the organism in Eukaryota, Cryptophyceae, Pyrenomonadales, Geminigeraceae. The transcript is spliced from 7 exons. Bases 1 to 1125 code for a protein of 374 amino acids. Gene Ontology annotation, molecular function: pyridoxal phosphate binding.